CGGCACCUACACACCCACACACCCAGAGGCAGAGCAGCAGCAGAGAGACAGUAACAGACCCUCACAACCACAGAGAGCCACAUGGAGACAUAGACACACACACACACACACACAGCCUGAAGCAGCAGCAGAGACACAGCAGCACAACACACACACACACACACAGCCCCCACUAUGGAGCCGCUACAUAAAGAAGAGAAGCGAAAUCCCAUGGAGACGGCGAAUCUCUUCUCUCACAUCUUUUUCUGUUGGUUAAAUCCACUUUUUCAAAUUGGAUACAGAAGGAGACUCGAGGAGGAAGAUAUGUACAAAGUGCUUCCAGAAGAUGGCUCGGAGAUGUUGGGAGAGGAAUUGCAAAGGCAUUGGGAUCAAGAAGUCCAGGUGGCUGAAAAAGAGGCUCGAAAUCCCCAUCUUGGCAAAGCCAUUUUAAAAUGUUUUUGGAAGUCUUACAUUGUAUUAGGGGCAUUCACGUUUGUAGAGGAAACAAUCAGAGUUGCUCAGCCUAUUCUGUUGGGGAAAAUCAUUCUCUACUUUGAAAACAACGAUCCUGAUGAUGUUGUAAAACGAGGCGUUGCCUUUAGCUAUGCUGGUGGUGUGUCGCUUUGUACACUGGCACUGGCCAUUCUACAUCACCUGUAUUUUUUCCACGUACAAAGGGCUGGAAUGAAGCUGAGAGUAGCAAUGUGUCAUAUGAUUUAUAGAAAGGCUCUUCGUCUCAAUAAUGUUGCAUUGGGAAAAACAACUACAGGUCAAAUAGUAAAUCUGUUGUCGAAUGAUGUAAACAAGUUUGAUCAGGCGACUAUAUUCUUGCAUUUCCUAUGGGUUGGGCCACUGCAAGCCAUUGCCGUAAUAGCACUGCUCUGGCAGGAAAUAGGGCCAUCGUGCUUGGCAGGAGUGGUUAUACUGCUUAUUCUGAUGCCUGUGCAAACUAUCUGUGGAAAACUGUUUUCGGUACUAAGAGGCAAGACUGCAGUGUUGACAGAUAAUAGGAUUCGCACCAUGAAUGAGGUUAUAUCGGCAAUGCGAAUCAUCAAGAUGUAUGCAUGGGAAAAGCCUUUUGCUAAUUUGAUUGAUCAAAUUAGAAAGAAGGAGAUAUCCCAAAUUUUGAAAAGCUCUUAUCUGCGUGGAUUGAACAUGGCCUCGUUCUUCAUUGCUAGCAAGAUGAUAUUGUUCUUUACAUUUACCGUAUAUGUACUACUGGGCAACCCUAUUACAGCAAGCCGUGUGUUUGUCACAGUGUCACUUUACAAUGCUGUGAGACUCACAGUCACCCUGUUCUUCCCAUCAGCUAUUCAGACAGUUUCUGAGGGAUUAAUCAGCAUAAAAAGGAUAAAGAGAUUCUUGAUUCUUGAAGAAAUUAAAAAGCCUCAUGAAGAGGCACAUAAUAUUGAAAAAAAGGAUCGUUCAGUUGAUGUACAAGACCUCACCUGUUACUGGGACAAGACUAUAGAAACUCCGUCACUCCAAAAUAUUAGGUUUACUGUCAAACCAGGGGAGCUUCUCGCUGUGAUUGGACCUGUGGGAGCUGGUAAAACGUCCAUUCUUGGUGCAAUACUUGGAGAACUGUCAAAGGACAGUGGCAUCAUAAACAUCAAAGGCAAAAUAGCUUAUUGUGCUCAAAAACCAUGGGUAUUUCCUGGUACUGUUCGGAGCAACAUCAUAUUUGGCAAGGAAUUCCAGAAAGCAAAGUAUGAAAAGGUUAUCACAGUGUGUGCCCUGAAGAAAGAUAUGCAGAUGCUUCAAGAUGGUGACCUGACCCAGAUUGGAGAUCGUGGAGUCACACUCAGUGGGGGACAGAAAGCUCGAGUGAAUUUGGCGAGAGCGGUUUAUCAGGAUGCUGAUAUCUACUUACUUGAUGAUCCUCUGAGUGCAGUAGAUGCAGAAGUUGGGAGGCACCUGUUUGAACAGUGUAUCACUGGGAUUUUGCAAAAUAAGCCUCGCAUUUUGGUGACGCAUCAACUUCAAUAUCUAAGUGCAGCUACCCACAUUCUGAUAAUAAAAGAGGGCAAGGUAGUUCAAAAGGGGACGUUCACAGAACUAUUGAAAUCUGGAGUUGAUUUUGCUUCUCUGCUGAAACAUGAAGAGGAGGAUGAAUCGACAGGCCUUGAACCCAUGUUAAAGUCAACCAGGAAUCGCACUCUCUCUCAGACUUCUAUCUUGUCAUUGGGCUCUCUGGGCUCCUCUGCACAAUCAAUCCAAGAGUGUAUACUUGAACCAGUGGGAGAGCCAGUACUAUCAGCAACACCGGAAGAGAGCCGUUCUGAGGGAUCAGUUGGUUUUCAGAUUUAUAAGAAGUAUUUUUCAGCAGGAGCCAGUACUUUUGUGCUGUUUUUUCUUCUUGUCCUCAGUUUGUUGGCACAGGCAUCCUAUGUGCUUCAAGACUGGUGGUUGUCAUACUGGGCUGCAAAUCAAGAACAGUUGAACAUUACUGAAUUACUCAAUCAAAAUCAAACUGUUAUGGAACUGGAUCUUGGCUUCUAUUUAGGAACAUACGCAGGUUUGACGCUGGCUGUGAUACUGUUUGGAAUUGUCCGAAGUUUAAUGAUUUUCGAAGUUCUGGUUAAUUCAUCACAAGAAUUACACAACAGGAUGUUCAAUUCCAUUAUAAGGGCUCCUGUUUUAUUCUUUGACCAAAAUCCUAUUGGUCGAAUCCUGAACCGCUUCUCAAAAGACAUCGGACAUCUGGAUGACUUGCUUCCCUACACUUGUUUGGAUUUUUCACAGACGUUUCUUCAGAUCCUGGGUGUGGUAGCUGUGGCAGUAUCUAUUAUUCCUUGGAUACUCAUUUCAGUUUGUCCACUCUUCAUUGUGUUCUUUUACCUCCGCCGCUAUUUCCUACAAACUUCACGCGACAUUAAACGUAUGGAGUCGACAACUCGAAGUCCGGCAUUCUCCCACCUGUCUUCAUCUCUAGAAGGGAUUUGGACUAUCCGUGCUACAAAAACUGAGCCUCAGUUUCAAGCAAAAUUUGAUGACCAUCAAGAUCUCCAUUCAGAGGCUUGGUUCCUGUUUCUGACUACCUCACGUUGGUUUGCCGUGCGAUUGGAUGUACUUUGUGCCAUUUUUGUCACCACUGUUGCUUUUGGUUCUAUUUUAAUUGCGAACCAAAUAAAUUCAGGACAGGUUGGCUUGGCUCUCUCUUAUGCUAUCACCUUAAUGGGCAUGUUCCAAUGGGGAGUACGGCAAAGUGCUGAAGUUGAAAAUCUGAUGACUUCAGUGGAACGAGUGCUUGAAUACACUGAACUUCAAAGUGAAGCCGCAUGGGAAUCAUCUAAACCCCCACCAAAAGACUGGCCAAACAAAGGGACAGUGGUAUUCGACGGAGUCAACUUUAGCUACAGUGUUAAUGCUGAUCCAGUUCUUAAGAACUUGAAUCUAACCAUCAGAUCAAAAGAAAAGGUUGGGCUUGUCGGAAGGACAGGUGCUGGAAAGAGUUCUUUAAUCGCAGCCUUGUUUCGCCUGGCUGAACCUGAAGGAAAAAUCAUGAUUGAUGGCAUUCUGACCUCAGAACUCGGCUUGCAUGAGCUGCGGCAAAACAUGUCUAUCAUUCCUCAGGAUCCUGUUCUGUUUACUGGUUCGAUGAGGAAGAACCUGGACCCAUUUAAUGAACAUGAUGAUGAAGCACUGUGGCGUGCAUUGGAAGAGGUACAGCUAAAGGAGGUGGUGGAAGAAUUGCCACAUAAGAUGGAGAUGCAACUGGCUGAGUCUGGCUCCAAUUUCAGUGUUGGACAGAGGCAAUUAGUGUGCCUCGCCAGAGCGAUCCUUAGAAAAAGCAAAAUACUUAUCAUUGAUGAAGCAACAGCAAAUGUGGACCCUAGAACGGAUGAGCUAAUUCAGAAGACAAUUCGAGAGAGGUUUGAGCAGUGUACAGUACUCACGAUUGCACAUCGGCUUAAUACCAUCAUUGACAGCGAUAGAAUCCUGGUGUUGGAUGCAGGAAGAGUCACAGAAUAUGAUGAACCCUAUCUUCUUCUAAAGAACAACAAUGGUCAGUUCUCCAAGAUGGUGCAACACUUGGGCAAAGCUGAAAUGGCAUCUUUGUUUGAGAUCGCCAAAAAGGUAUAUUUGAGAAAGACUACUUCAGAAAGAACACAAUAUAGUGAAACACAAGUCAAUGGUUCAGCGAUUGUAUCAUCCGACAAUAUUCUCUUUGAGACAGCGCUGUGAAAAGAAGAAGUAUACUGGAGUUGUGCGUCUCUGGUUUACAACAGUAUAAAAGCCUCUUAAGGCGUAAUAUUUUUCUGAAAAGAUUUUCUAGCCUGAAGAAAAGCCAUUUGUGAUGAUAAAGAUUUGCACAAAACAAGUUGCAUCUUUCAGUUACUGGGCCUGUUUACUAGUUUGUUGCAUUUACCAGGUCUUAAUGUGAGUCCACAACAAAGUUGCACUUAUUUCAUCUUUUUCUUUGUUUGCUUGCAAUGGACUCUAAAUCCUUAAACAGGCAAUAGUCUGUCAAAUACAAAUGGAACUUUUUUUAGGAAUAAAUUGUGGAAAAAUAUAUACAAAAUUUGGAAUUGGGAAAGAAGGAGAGAGAGGAAGAGAAAUGUGCCCCCUUGCUAAUUUAUUCUUGGUUACCUGCCAAAAACAAUAACUCCUAUUGCCAAAUAAAAUCAGGGAGAACGUCCAAUACAAAUACAGUACUGUUCUUUCCACGUAACCUAUAGUUUAGUGUUUUUUUCUUGAAAAAUACAGAGCUUGGAGACCAAGACUUCCAUUUUC
Molecule: messenger RNA, 4716 nt
Organism: Callorhinchus milii (elephant shark)
Lineage: Eukaryota; Metazoa; Chordata; Chondrichthyes; Chimaeriformes; Callorhinchidae
Gene: abcc4
Product: ATP-binding cassette, sub-family C (CFTR/MRP), member 4
Exons: 31
Coding region: 175-4167 (1330 amino acids)
Biological process (GO): transmembrane transport
Cellular component (GO): plasma membrane
Molecular function (GO): ATP binding; ATP hydrolysis activity; ABC-type transporter activity
Source: RefSeq, a predicted model, not a curated record